Striga asiatica is the source of this 456-nucleotide messenger RNA. NCBI's taxonomy places the organism in Eukaryota, Viridiplantae, Streptophyta, Magnoliopsida, Lamiales, Orobanchaceae. The record is from the annotation of a GenBank genome assembly.
AUGAAACUUGAUACUUUAAAUAGUCCCAGUGGUAUCCUCUUCCCUCAACGAAGUCAACGCAUUCCCAGUCAACUGUUCCCUGUACUGCUGCACCACCAGCACCGACGCCGUCCUGAACUCCGGCAUGAUCAACAGGUUCCCGACCGGCCCAAGCUCCGGACACUCGCAUCCCCCGCUCUUCUUGCCGAGCUCCGCCGCCAGCUGGCCCUCCGGAAUCCUCCCCACCACGUAAAGAGUACAGCGGCCAAACGACCGGAUCACAUCAGCGGCCACGUCAGCGCCAGCCACCACCCGUUCCUCGAACUUGAUCGACCCGUCCUUGGAUACCUUGCUCUUGAAAUCCGAGACAAACUCCUCGUCGUCCGACCUCGACUCCGGCCCGUCAUCAAUGUCGACAGCCACGCUACCCCCCGCGGGACUCGGGCCUCGGUCGAGCACGAACCGGACCACGUUUAG